AUGCACAGAAAAGCUGAAGAAAAUUAUAAUGGUUCCAAAAUUAGUGUGUCAGAUAUAAGCACGAUCAGCAGCAACAAUAGUCAACGUUAUAGUGACAAUCCACUAGGCACAAACGAUUUUGGACAGUUUGACAUUAUUGAUGAUCUCGACUAUGAUGAUGUGGAUGAUGGAUUAAUAGUUGAUCAAGAACUGUUACAUCAAUAUAGAGAAGCUAUUAUUCGCCAAUUAUAUGAAGGAGAAAAGAAAUUCCUUGAAACAUUAGAAUUCAUUUUAAAUACUUAUUUGUAUCCAUUACGCAAGAACACAAAAACAUCGACUUUUAACUUUUUGGGAAUGAAAAAGGCACCUUGCACAGAAAAAGAAAUGACAUGGCUAUUCAGUAAUAUCGAAGCUCUUUAUAAAGUUCAUGUUGAAAAUAUGGACACAUUAGAAGAAAGACUAAGCAUUUGGGGUCCAACUCAAAUCAUUUCGGAUAUUAUCCAGACCAGGUUGGCCCAAACACGAAAGGCUUAUAUAAAUUAUUUUGACCAAUAUGGUACCAUGAUCACAACGUUUGAAAGAUUAAGUCGAUACCAGCCGUUUAAAAAGUUCAUUGAAACCGUUGAAUCUAAUAGUAAAGGUGUAAACUUACUGAUGCUUUUAAAAUCUCCAGUCGACUGUGUUGAACGUUAUGUCUUUCAAUUAACCAAAUUAGCUGAUAGUACCUCUACAAUGCAUCCAGAUUACAUUGGAUUAAUGCAAUGUAAACAACGCAUUCAAGCUUUGGAUGUCGAAUUUAAAGCCCCGGUAAAUGAUGCGCUUAAUGUAGACAAAGUAUAUCAAAUUCACCUCAAAAUGACAGGCCAGCCGUUCGGUGUCAAGGCCGAGCGCAGAAUCAUUCUGCAAGACAACUUUACUCGGCCAAAUAGAUUAAGUGGCGAAGAGACGUGUUAUUUCUUAUUUUCUGACAUGCUGGUAUUCGCAAGACAAAAAUCAAAUACUUUGCAAUACAAGGGACACAUCCUUUUACAAAAAUCAAAAGUGAAACCAAACGUGAAUGAUUUUUCUGUGGAAAUCAUUUGUCCCUUUCAAGGCGUGGACUCUUUAAAUACAACAUUUAUGGGUUCUCCAACCACGCAUGUGAUUCGCACUUUAAACAAAAUAGAUCAAACAAAAUGGAUAACUUGCUUAGAAGCAGUCAUCACAAAACUCCAAUAA
This is a messenger RNA of Mucor mucedo, 1197 nucleotides long. Its product is annotated as Dbl homology domain-containing protein. The transcript has 6 exons. The record is from RefSeq and is a predicted model, not a curated record. Lineage: Eukaryota; Fungi; Mucoromycota; Mucoromycetes; Mucorales; Mucoraceae. Bases 1 to 1197 code for a protein of 398 amino acids. Gene Ontology annotation, molecular function: guanyl-nucleotide exchange factor activity.